This is a messenger RNA of Gilbertella persicaria, 713 nucleotides long. RefSeq names its product protein RHO1. Gene Ontology annotation, molecular function: GTPase activity; GTP binding. Lineage: Eukaryota; Fungi; Mucoromycota; Mucoromycetes; Mucorales; Choanephoraceae. The transcript is spliced from 5 exons. The coding region runs from base 25 to 612 and encodes 195 amino acids. The record is from RefSeq and is a predicted model, not a curated record. Gene Ontology annotation, biological process: small GTPase-mediated signal transduction.
GUUACAAUAUUAGGCAAAAAAAGGAUGCGAAAACUUAGUCGAAAAAAGUUGGUCGUAGUUGGUGACGGUUUUUGUGGUAAAACGAGUCUACUCCAUGUUUUUCAACACAAUGAAUUUCCAGAGGAUUAUGUUCCAACUGUAUUUGAAAACUACAUUGCAAUUAUCAAUCAUGAAUCAGGAAAAUCAAUUGAGUUAUCGUUAUGGGAUACAGCUGGCCAAGAAGAAUAUGAUAGACUUCGACCAUUAUGUUAUCCCGAGACAGAUGUCAUUCUAGCUUGCUUUGCUAUUGACCAGGUUCAAUCGUUUGAAAACGUCAAAGACAGAUGGAUACCUGAAAUGGAUCACUUUUUGUUCAACACACCUCGUUUAUUAGUUGGAACAAAAAGCGAUUUAAGAGUAAAUGGAAAGCGUAUAGCAGAGUUACGCACAAAUGGACAGCAGUUGAUUACUGUUGAACAGGCAGAAGCAUUGGCAAAGAAACUCAAUACACAAUACAUUGAAUGUAGUGCAAAAACGAACACAAACAUUGCUAAAGUAAUCCAUACAGCCACGGGACUUAUUCUUAGUAAUCGCAAGGGAGGAUUGAAAACCAAGAUUUGUACCUUAUUGUGAUUCAUAAAAAAACAACAACAAAAAGUGAUCUGCUUUUUUUUAGCUUAUUAACGUGCCUUUGAGCUUUAACACACACACACACACACACACACACACACACA